Molecule: messenger RNA, 771 nt
Organism: Drosophila gunungcola (fruit fly)
Lineage: Eukaryota; Metazoa; Arthropoda; Insecta; Diptera; Drosophilidae
Exons: 2
Coding region: 1-771 (256 amino acids)
Source: RefSeq, a predicted model, not a curated record
AUGUUAUUUUUACUUUGUAGCUGGUACCAUCUGCCCUCCACGUCGGCGCACAUCUAUAUAGGAACGACCAGCAGCGGCGGUGCCGCGGGCAGCACUCCCUAUCCCCCGUAUCCGUACCGCAGCGUGGGCGGCUAUUCCGGCGGCGGUUAUCCGGCGGCGGCGCUGAUCAACUUCGAUGCCUCGCCCACGCCGCUGUUAGCGUCAGCGGGAAGCUCGCCGGGCUAUCUGCCACCGUUGGCCAUUCCGGCCGCUCUACCGCCACCACCGCCGGCGCCGAGUGUAGCCACCGACUAUUAUUUCAGCAGUCGCAGCACCCGGACUGUUCCGCCCCCCAUACCGCCCACUCCGGCGGCCGUUGCAGCAGCGGCAUCGACAGCAGCGGUCUCCACCUCGCCGUUCCGGGAGUACGGCGGAAGUGCGGCGGAGGAGCUGCAAGCUGGCGGCUAUCGCUACAAGGCCACGCCCCGCAGGCGGUACGACGCCUACGACAACUACGGCUAUCUGCCGGGCUUCGCCAGCACCACUGAGGACGAGGAGGACCUGCUCGAGGAGUGCCUGCCGCAGGCCCUGCUCUCCACGGACUGCUCGAGUCUCGAGGAACUGCGCUUCUUCCACCUGCAGGAGAAGGAGGACGAGGACGAGGAGGACGACGAGGAGGUGGCCACGCAGCUGGCGCACAUCCUUGACCUGCCGGACUUUCUGCACCCCUACGGCAGCAGCGGCCGGGACAGCCUGCACAGCCACAAGACGCCGCCGCAACACGACGGGUAG